GGUGCCUUGCCUGUCAGCAACCCGCAGGGCUGUGGCUGACCAACUCCUGCUAGCGUGGGGAGAGGAUCAGCCGGAGGACCCUUCUCCCCUUCUUCCGUGUGGCGGUCACUGAGACUUCAGCAAGACAGAUUCAGAUGGGCCCUGGUGUGGCGGCUCCUUCUUUAGCUAGGAACUGAUGCCCCAGAACCUUCAGGAGAAGAGCCAGGCCUACCCCCGACAACGACCCGGUAGCCGCGCAGGCCCUAAAAACCUCAAAGUUAUCCCAGGAACAACCAUGUACACUUUCCUGCCUGACAAUUUUUCACCCGCCAAACCCAAGCCCACUAAGGAGCUGAGACCUCUGCUGUGCUCCGCGGUGCUGGGACUGCUGCUGGUGCUGGCGGCAGUUGUGGCCUGGUGCUACUACAGCGCCUCGCUACGCAAAGCUGAACGCCUGCGUGCAGAGCUGCUGGACCUGAACCGUGGCGGCUUCUCUAUCCGUAACCAGAAGGGUGAGCAAGUCUUCCGCUUGGCCUUCCGUUCGGGUGCUCUGGACCUUGACUCCUGCAGCCGGGAUGGUGCCCUACUUGGCUGCUCCCGAGCGGCCGAUGGGCGCCCGUUGCACUUCUUUAUCCAGACUGUACGACCCAAGGACACUGUCAUGUGCUACCGCGUGCGCUGGGAGGAAACUGCACCAGGGCGUGCUGUGGAGCACGCGAUGUUUCUGGGAGAUGCUGCGGCGCACUGGUAUGGCGGCGCGGAGAUGAGGACGCAACACUGGCCCAUUCGCCUAGAUGGCCAGCAAGAGCCGCAGCCAUUUGUCACGAGCGACGUCUACUCUUCUGACGCCGCAUUCGGGGGCAUCCUUGAGCGCUACUGGCUAUCUUCACGCGCGGCCGCCAUCAAAGUCAAUGAUUCAGUGCCCUUCCACCUGGGCUGGAACAGUACGGAGCGUUCGAUGAGAUUGCAGGCACGCUACCACGACACAUCUUACAAGCCACCAGCCGGCCGUACUGCCGCGCCAGAGCUCAGCUACCGGGUGUGCGUGGGCUCAGAUGUCACCUCCAUCCACAAGUACAUGGUUCGACGUUACUUCAACAAGCCAUCUAGGGUACCAGCGUCAGAGGCCUUCCGAGACCCCAUUUGGUCCACGUGGGCACUGUAUGGGCGCGCUGUGGACCAGAACAAGGUGCUACAAUUCGCCCAGCAGAUCCGCCAGCACCGCUUCAACAGCAGCCACCUGGAAAUCGAUGACAUGUACACGCCCGCCUAUGGCGACUUUGACUUCGACGAGGGCAAGUUCCCCAACGCCAGUGACAUGUUCCACCGCCUGCGAGAUGCUGGCUUCCGCGUCACACUUUGGGUGCAUCCGUUUGUCAACUAUAACUCAUCGAGCUUCGGCGAAGGUGUGGAGCGCGAGCUGUUCGUGCGUGAGCCCACGGGCCGGCUGCCCGCGCUGGUGCGCUGGUGGAACGGCAUUGGCGCGGUGCUGGACUUCACGCACCCAGAGGCCCGAGAGUGGUUCCAGGGACAUUUACGGCGCCUGCGCUCUCGCUACAACGUGAUCUCCUUUAAGUUCGACGCGGGUGAGGUCAGCUACCUGCCCCGGGACUUCAGCACCUACAGGCCUCUGUCUGACCCCAGUGUGUGGAGCAGGAGGUACACUGAGAUGGCGGAGCCCUUCUUCUCUCUAGCCGAGGUCCGCGUGGGGUACCAGUCACAGAACAUCUCCUGCUUCUUCCGUCUAGUGGACCGCGACUCGGUAUGGGGCUACGACCUAGGGCUGCGCUCUCUUAUCCCUGCGGUGCUCACCGUCAGUAUGCUGGGCUAUCCGUUCAUCUUGCCCGAUAUGAUAGGUGGCAACGCGGUGCCGGAGCGCACAGCCGGUCGCCAAGAUGGGCCGGGGCCAGAACGCGAGCUCUACGUGCGCUGGCUGGAGGUGGCCGCCUUCAUGCCUGCCAUGCAGUUUUCAAUCCCUCCUUGGCAGUACGACGCAGAAGUGGUAGCCAUCGCACACAAAUUCGCUGCUCUGCGAGCCUCCCUCGUGGCGCCACUGCUGCUGGAGCUUGCUGGUGAGAUCACCGACACCGGCGACCCCAUCGUGCGCCCCCUGUGGUGGAUCGCACCCGGGGAUGAAACGGCUCACCGCAUUGACUCACAGUUCCUCAUCGGGGACACACUGUUGGUGGCGCCGGUGCUGGAGCCUGGUAAGCAAGAGCGCGAUGUCUACCUGCCUGCCGGCAAAUGGCGAAGCUACAAGGGUGAGCUUUUUGACAAGACUCCGGUGCUGCUCACGGAUUACCCUGUCGACUUGGAUGAGGUCGCCUAUUUCACCUGGGCUUCCUGACCCAGCUCAGAACCUAGGAAUCUCACAGCCCUAACUCCAGCCUUCAUACAGACUUUUAAUCCUGCACCACAUGCGAUAGGUGAACCUUCAGGAAGACCCCUUCCUAUACCACCUAGGAAGUGAGCACUGACUUUUAAGUGCUCCAGCCAACAGCUGUAGGUGAGACCUGAGAGGGGAGGAACUGCACCAGCGCACAAUCCUAAGAGCCCGGUCUCCAGGCUGCAGAAAACCUCUUCCCUGGGUUGGAGGCCAGAGAAUUGAGAGGACAAAGGUCUGUUCUUUCUGUUUCACGAGGUCUGGCUUUAAAAGCAGAGGGAAACCUCUCCUCCCGCUGGUCUUUGUAGCCAUCCAUCUUCGUCCUCUGAAAUGAGGAACCGAUCCUCUUUAAAGCUCCCAAAUAGUUUUCUACCAUAUUUAGAAAGUAUACCUUUAGCCCCGCGGUGGUGGCACACGCCUUUAAUGUCAGCACUCAGGAGGCAGAGGCAGGUGGAUCUCCAAGGCCAGCCUGGUCUACAGAGCAAGGGCUGUCUACAGGACAGCCAGGGCUAUGCAGAGAAACCCUGUCUCAAAAAAAAAACAAACGAAGGAAGGAAGGAAGGAAGGAAGGAAGGAAGGAAGGAGACAAAUUGUGCCUUUUUGAUGACAGCAGCUAGGCCAUGAGUUCCCAGCACAUACCUGAACAGUGAUUGACCUGGUCCCACUCAAUCUAGGGAAGAAAAGAUACAGAUGUUUGGUUUGGCCAGCUGACAAGGAAGCAAAAGGUCUCUUCCCAGUCCAUAGGAGAGUUGGGCUCAGCCUGAACUAAUUGUCUCUGUCUGUGAAAAGACUCCUAACAUUAUGUUAACAUAUUUGUAUAUAUACUGGUCUCAACCUCAACUUUGGACCCAGACCUGGGCCAGAUGCCCCAAUGGAUAGACUUGCAGGGCCAUGCAGGCUGGACUCAUUGCCUUAAUUCAAGAACCUGUGUCUCUGUGUGUGUGUGUACACACACUUCUGUCAGAGAGAGAGAGAGAGAGAGAGACACAGAGAGAGAGACAGAGAGAGAGAGAGACAGAGAGAGAGAGAGAGAGAGACAGAGAGAGAGAGAGAGAGAGAGAGAGAGAGAGAGAGAGAGAGAGAGAGAGAGAGAGAGAAAGAGAGAUGCCCACCUUGGGUCUCUGAAUCUACAACACAAUGGAAUAUUCCUGAGGCUAGAUAAGCCUAGAGGGAGGGUACAGAGGCAGAAUCAAGGCUUUGAUUGUUGACCUAGGCCCCCUCUCAGGUAGAUUCCCUAGAUAAUGCCAAACCCAGUUUAAGAGUUCAAAACUGAAGAGCUGGACUGAGGAACUGACUCAGAGGAAAGAAAGCCUGACAACCUGGGUUCAACCUAACUCCUGUUGUAAACCGAGAGAACUAUAGGAAAUGAACAGCCCUUUAAGAUUACCCAGCUGCCUGGCUGCACACACGCUCUGAGUGUAGUCUAAACGGGAAAACCAUGUUCUUAUUCUGGCAGAGAUGUGCUUGGCACGUGAAUGACAUUACACACUGAUGCCUGCCAACACACACGUACGGGGUAAGGUCUUUCAUCUCAGUAAUUCUCUUGUUCUAAGAUCAACUCCAGCUACAGUGAGGUGAGUUUUUUUUCCUGACUCCAAGGCUUGCCAGAGAAGGUGGAGAAGGAGGAAGUAGCGCUCAGCUUCCCUCUCAGAGCCUGUGCCCGAAUCCUUAAUGUUCUCUGGGUAAAAGGUCUUGGUGAGAGCUUCAGGGCUCCCCCAGAUACCCAUCUCCAAUGCCAAUUCUUUUGUUUCUUCUUCUUGGCAAUGUUGAAGCUAGAACUCAGGGCCCCAAGCAUACUAAGCAAGCAUUCUUCCAGUGAGCUAUAUCCCCAGUCUUCAUUUGUCAACCAGCUGGGUGACCUUGAAUAAGCUGCUGCUUACCCCCACUGAGCCUGGUUUUUCUAUGUAAGAGUGAUGUAAUGCCUACCUCUAAGGUCAUUCUAAUAAUAAGCACAGACAUAUGGAAAGUGCCUGACACAAAGUAGGUGCUCAAUAAAAGAUAGCUAUUGUAA
This is a messenger RNA of Arvicanthis niloticus (Nile rat), 4373 nucleotides long. RefSeq names its product myogenesis regulating glycosidase (gene Myorg). Gene Ontology annotation, molecular function: hydrolase activity, hydrolyzing O-glycosyl compounds. Gene Ontology annotation, biological process: skeletal muscle fiber development; carbohydrate metabolic process. Lineage: Eukaryota; Metazoa; Chordata; Mammalia; Rodentia; Muridae. The record is from RefSeq and is a predicted model, not a curated record.